Molecule: messenger RNA, 1191 nt
Organism: Capsella rubella
Lineage: Eukaryota; Viridiplantae; Streptophyta; Magnoliopsida; Brassicales; Brassicaceae
Exons: 11
Coding region: 42-1064 (340 amino acids)
Source: RefSeq, a predicted model, not a curated record
GAGAAACAGUACGGCGAUCGGAAAAAAAAAACUCUUAAAAGAUGCAUUACGGCGCGGCGGUGAACGGACGGAAACGUGGACUGAUACUUCUAGGCAGAAGAAACUUCUCGAGAUCCUUUUCCUCUUCUACUUCUCCAUUAUCUGAGCAUGAGUGUUUCAUUAAGGAUGUCGCAAAAGCUCAGCCUCCUAAGCAUCUGACUGAGUUGCUGAACAUAUUCAUAGCUAGAGGUAAAUCCAUAGCUUCUCCUGGUGCCAAGCAAGGCUUGUUGCCUCUUACUAUUCCAUUGGUGAGAAUGAGUCCGGGUUCUUCAAUUGCUCUGUUGCGGUGGCCAACAGCUCCUUCUAGUAUGGAGAUGCCUGUGGUGGAAGUUCAGAAACAUGGGGUUUGGUUUUUAGCCAAUAAUGUUGAUCAGUUCAUUCACAGAAUAUUGGUGGAAGAAGAUAUUUCUAAACCCGACGAAUCAAGUCAAGAAAUCUUCAAUGCUGCAGGCGAAGCUGGGAAGAAACUUUACAAUAAGGGUGACUUUGCCAAGUCAAGACCGAUGGAUUUGGAUGCCUAUCUAUUAAGAAAGGUUGGACUGUUUCCAGAUUCCCUAGAACGUAAAGUUAUUAGACAUAUCGAGAAUGGAGACCAUGUUUCAGCUUUGGUGGCUGCUGAGUUUUAUACAAAGAGAGGGAACUUCCCAGGAUUUGCCCGACCUUUUGCUUUCAACGCAAAAGUUUUGCUGAAACUUGGCCGUAGCUUAGAGGCGAAAGACGCUGCUCGGGGUGCUCUGACAUCUUCAUGGUGGACCUUAGGAUGUAGAUACGAGGAAAUUGCUCACAUAGCAGAGUGGGGAGAGGAGCAAAUAGUUAAGUAUAAAGAGAGAAUCACAGGUGAAGGAAGACAACGAGAUAUAGACAGGGGAAAGCCAAUAUCUCAGGCAUAUUUGGACGAGGCUGCAUUCUUACUGAAUCUAGCGUCACUUGAAGGGACAUGGGAAGAAUCACUGGAUCGGGUUGCUCAAUGCUACAAGGAAGCUGGACUUAACGACAUCGCCAAGUUUGUUCUGUACAGAGAUUGAGAAGUCUCUUUUAAAGGUCACAUUUUGUUCGUUGAGACAUGAGAUUAGUUUAUAUCAAAUGAUCUUUUCAUUUGGUGUCUACGUUGGAAAUUUAUUUUAACCCUGCUAAAGAUUCAUUGAGUCAAGA